Molecule: messenger RNA, 588 nt
Organism: Helianthus annuus (common sunflower)
Lineage: Eukaryota; Viridiplantae; Streptophyta; Magnoliopsida; Asterales; Asteraceae
Product: RNA-binding protein CP29B, chloroplastic-like
Exons: 4
Coding region: 1-588 (195 amino acids)
Cellular component (GO): cytosol
Molecular function (GO): mRNA binding
Source: RefSeq, a predicted model, not a curated record
AUGACAAGUUUUUAUGACAAAGCCAGUGGAAGAAGCAGGGGUUUCGGCUUUGUAACCAUGUCAACCGUUGAAGAAGUUGAGGCGGGUAUACGACAGUUCAAUGGUUAUGAACUUGGCGGAAGGCAUUUGAGGGUGAACUCCGGGCCACCACCAAGCAAAGGAGACUCUUUCUCUAGAGGGCAAAGAGACGGUGGUCGUGGCGGCUACAACAGUGUUGGAGGUGGGGGAGGGAGAAGUUAUGACAGCACAAAUAAGGUGGGAGUUCAUACUGAUGGGCAUGCUAUAUCAACUAAUUUGGUGAUAAAGAAGAAUAUAUCAGUUUCAAGAAAGUUGGCAGGCAUUUGGGAACCAGAACCAAGAAGCAACCUUAUUUCCAAGUUAUUUGUGACUUAUGAAGCAGAUUUACAGAUUCAGUUCGAAUUCUUAGGUUUGAACAUACCAUCUACUAAAAUGGCUUCAAAUCGUUGCAUUCAGUUUGCUGAAGCUGCCAAAGUAUCUCAUCUCUACAUAACAUUAACAAUGGUAGGUAUUGAAUUACAGGUAUUCAUCUUCUGUGUGUUAGAAGAUUAUAUUUUUUGUAUUCUUUAG